This is a messenger RNA of Oryzias melastigma (Indian medaka), 1091 nucleotides long. RefSeq names its product C-type lectin domain family 4 member M. The record is from RefSeq and is a predicted model, not a curated record. Lineage: Eukaryota; Metazoa; Chordata; Actinopteri; Beloniformes; Adrianichthyidae. The transcript is spliced from 6 exons. The coding region runs from base 52 to 978 and encodes 308 amino acids.
CUCGUCCCUCAGGGCAGUCUCUUUGCACAUUUCCAUUUUUGCCAACCAAAGAUGGAGCCUAGAGAAAAUGCUUUCAGCACAUAUAACAAACUAGUUUCUCAUGAUGAAAUCAUCGAAGACGAACCUCCUCUGUACCCCAGCCAAGAGAAGCCACAAGUGUCCUUGACCACGGUGAGAUCCAACUCGACCGUGAGUCAUUACAAGCUGCUUCUGGUGGGCCUGGCAGUGCUCGCUGUUAUACUGCUAGUCGUCGAUAUUGGACUGGGAGUAUAUUACUACAAACUGUCUGAAGGUAAAAUUGGGAGGGACAUCGGCAAUGAGUUCACCAAGGUCCAAGGUUCCUACAACGCUGCGCUUCAAAGCAGAGAAGCUGCUAAGGAACAGCUGGAAAAAGAAAUCAAACAUCAGAGAAUCACUAAAUGGGAGCUCGACCACCAGCUCCGAAGAACCAAAGACUACGAAAAGCAGACCGAGAAGCUCCAGCUGGAAAUCGCAACACUAAAAUCCCAUCUACCGAUGCUAAAGGAAGGCUGCAGACACUGUUUACCAGGAUGGACCUUCAUGAAUUCUCUCUGCUAUUUCUUCCCGUUCUCUGAUUCAUAUUCAUCCACAACCUGGCUGGAUGCCAGAGCGUUCUGCAAGAGGCACGGAGGAGACUUAGCAGUCAUUGAUAGCAUAGAGAAACACCUGGCCAUAAUGAAUUUGAUAAACAACUAUCAAGACCCCUCGAGACCGAUACACCAAAGUGGGUUCUGGAUUGCCCUGAGAGAUGUGGAUGAGGAAGGGACAUGGAGAUGGGUGGAUGGGACAAGACUAAGCGAGGGAUAUUGGAAUGAUGGGGAACCAAACAACACAAACAAUGAAGACUGCGGGGCCAUUUAUCCCAGAAACAACCCCUUUAAGGCGUGGAACGAUGCAUCCUGCACUUAUCACCUCAAGUGGAUUUGUGAAAUGGCACCAAAUUUCCAGUCUCUAUAAACAUUUUCUUUAGAGGAGAAAAGUGUGUUGUUUGUUAAGACCAUCUCUGAGAAAUGUUUGUCUAUACAAUAAACUCACAAAUAUAUAAAAAAUAAAAUUAGACAGAAAGCAAA